Molecule: messenger RNA, 2595 nt
Organism: Hevea brasiliensis (rubber tree)
Lineage: Eukaryota; Viridiplantae; Streptophyta; Magnoliopsida; Malpighiales; Euphorbiaceae
Exons: 12
Coding region: 460-2463 (667 amino acids)
Biological process (GO): glucan catabolic process
Molecular function (GO): beta-glucosidase activity
Source: RefSeq, a predicted model, not a curated record
AAAAAACCUACAGCACGAUUUGCACGUCGCCCGCCCGUCUCGAGAUGAAAAAAUGACGGUCUCGACCACGAUCUGAGUCCAGUUUCUAUCACAAUCAAGAAACCAAUAAAGAAAAUGCUUUUCAAGCAACGACAAUACCCACCACCAAGAAAUCAACUGCUUGUGAACAAUUCAGUUUUCCAUUUCCCCUUGCAUUUUUGUGCUUCUUCUGCUGCUGCUCUAAGAAAGAGAAGGAAGUAGAGAACUAUUGAGUUCUUUUUUUUUUCUGUUUUCAGAUUUGCUAAUGCUCAGUAGUUGCAUUUCUUUGCUUCCCAAUAGAUGAUUGAUUUCCUUGGCUUUUUCUCUGCAACCAACAGAGUUUAGUUUUUUUAUUUUUCAGAAUUUGGGUUCUCACUUUCUCUCUCUUUUCCCUUGGUUUUUGAUGUGACUGACUGUAAGAAAAAGACUUGGGAAGUGAAGAUGUCUAGGGUUUUUGUGGUUGAAGUAAUGGGGAUCUUGUGGUUAUGGGUGUGGAUAGCAAUGGUAGAAGCUGAGCAUGUGAAAUACAAGGACCCAAAACAACCGGUGGGGGCUCGAGUUAAGGACCUAAUGAGUAGAAUGACUCUGGAAGAAAAAAUUGCUCAAAUGGUACAAAUUGACAGAUUGAUUGCAACUCCUGCGAUUAUGAAGACCUACUCCAUUGGUAGCGUGCUGAGUGGUGGUGGAAGUGCACCACUUCCUGAGGCUAGUGCUGAGGAUUGGGUUAAUAUGAUAAAUGAGUUUCAAAAUGGGUCUUUGUCAAACCGUUUGGGCAUUCCAAUGAUUUACGGCAUUGAUGCUGUUCAUGGACAUAACAAUGUCUACAAUGCUACAAUAUUUCCCCACAAUAUAGGGCUUGGAGCUACCAGGGAUCCGGACCUGGUGAAGAGGAUUGGCAGUGCAACUGCUCUUGAAGUUAGAGCCACAGGGAUUCCUUAUGUCUUUGCUCCGUGCAUUGCAGUUUGUAGAGAUCCGAGGUGGGGUCGGUGUUAUGAAAGCUACAGUGAGGAUCACAAAAUUGUGGAAGAGAUGACUGAAAUUAUACUUGGUCUGCAAGGGGAUAUUCCUGCUAAUUCUUGGAAAGGAGUUCCAUAUGUUGGUGGAAAGAAAAAAGUUGCAGCUUGUGCGAAGCACUUUGUGGGUGAUGGUGGAACAACCAAGGGCAUCAAUGAGAACAACACAGUGAUUGACAAGCAUGGGUUGUUGAGCAUCCACAUGCCUGCUUAUUCUGAUUCAAUUAUCAAGGGUGUUUCAACAAUCAUGGUUUCCUACUCUAGUUGGAAUGGGGUUAAGAUGCAUGCAAACCGUGAGCUAAUUACUGGCUUCCUCAAGAAAACCCUCAAAUUUAAGGGUUUUAUUAUCUCAGAUUGGCAGGGCAUUGACAGGAUUACCUCACCACCAUAUGCGAACUACUCCUAUUCUGUUCAAGCUGCAAUUCAAGCUGGCAUUGACAUGGUUAUGGUCCCUUUCAACUAUACUGAGUUUAUUGAUGAUCUUACUGAUCUAGUCAAGAAAAAUGUCAUCCCUAUUGAUCGCAUUGAUGAUGCUGUGGGAAGGAUUUUGCUCGUCAAGUUCAGCAUGGGCCUGUUUGAAAACCCUUUGGCUGAUCUCAGCCUAGUCAAUGAGCUUGGAAGUCAGGGACAUAGAGACUUGGCAAGGGAAGCUGUAAGGAAAUCACUUGUGUUGCUGAAAAAUGGGAUAAAUGGAACUGAUCCAUUACUACCCCUCCCCAAGAAAGCUUCAAAGAUUUUAGUUGCAGGUACUCAUGCUGACAAUUUGGGCUACCAAUGUGGAGGGUGGACAAUUGCAUGGCAAGGAUUUAGUGGCAACAACUAUACAAGGGGAACAACCAUCCUUGCUGCCAUAAGAUCUAUAGUUGAUCCUAGUACAGAAGUUUUCUUCCAAGAGAAUCCUGAUAGCAAGUUUGUCAAGUCCAAUAACUUUGCUUAUGCUGUUGUUGUUGUUGGUGAGCCUCCUUAUGCUGAAACAGCAGGAGAUAGCAUGAACCUCACAAUGAUAGAUCCUGGUCCAAGUGUUAUCAGCAAUGUCUGUGAGGCUGUCAAGUGUGUUGUUGUCAUCAUCUCUGGUCGACCUAUUGUGAUUGAACCAUAUGUUUCCUUAGUUGAUGCCUUAGUUGCAGCAUGGUUGCCUGGCACCGAAGGCCAUGGGGUGACUGAUGUCCUUUAUGGAGACUAUAGAUUUAGUGGAAAACUUCCAAGAACAUGGUUUAAAAAUGUAAAUCAGCUACCAAUGAAUGUUGGGGAUUCACACUACGAUCCACUUUUCCCCUUUGGCUUUGGGCUGAAAACUGGGUCUGUUCCAGGUGUUGUGGGAAGGUCAACAUCAGCUGGUGUUGUUGGGAGGCCAUAUAUACCUUUUAUUGUGGUCCUUGUAACAUUCAAUUUGUAUUUCACAGGCAUAAUUUUUAACUUGAAUCACUCAUGAACAAGUAUCCUUAUUUUAGAUAAUUGAAUAGAUUGGUCUGUUUUUCCCGCACCUUGAAGAGAUGUUUACCCAUUUCCUUUCAAUCAAUGGAAUGUUGGCCAUGUUUAGCAGGCUACAAAAAAAUUAAUUCGA